UGGCUUCGCUCCUCUUCUUCUUCUUCUUCUUCAUCAUCACUCGCCAAAAUCUUUUGAACUUUCUUCUUCUUCCCUUGUUUCGUCUCUCUCCUCCUCCUCCUCCACAACCAAGUCGAUGGCUUUUAAUUUCUCACGCUUCGAUGCUCAAUCCGCCGCCGAGAAAGCCGUAUCGGUGAUCGGGUUAGGUUACGAUCUCUGCUCCGACGUUCGUCUCUCGUCUUGUAAAGCCACACCCGACGGGUCGAGGCUGGUCGAAAUCGACCCGACCCGGAAUCGAGACCUAGUUUUCCCCGGAGGGGUCGUCGUCAACAACGUCUCGAGCUCGAUUAAGUGCGAUAAAGGAGAACGCACUCGUUUUCGCUCCGAUAUACUCUCUUUUAACCAGAUGUCGGAGAAAUUCAAUCAGGAUAUGUCACUUUCCGGGAAAAUCCCAUCGGGGAUGUUCAAUACCAUGUUUGAAUUGAGAGAAGGUUGGCAAAAAGAUGCUAGCUCAGUGAAGACGCUAGCUUAUGAUGGUUGGUUUAUUAGCUUGUACAGUGUAGAGCUCGUUAGGUCACAAGUUACUCUGCGUGAUGAAGUGAAGCGUGAGGUGCCUUCUUCUUGGGACUCUGUUGCUCUUGCUGGGUUCAUUGAAAAAUAUGGUACUCACAUAGUUGUUGGAGUGACUAUGGGAGGCAAAGACGUGGUUCACAUGAAGCAGCUGCGUAAGUCGAAUCACGAGCCUGAUGAGGUCCAGAAGCUGUUGAAACAAUUGGGUGAUAAAAGAUUUUCGGUUGAUCCAGUCCAAAGUGUCUCUCCUGCUGGUGUUUAUUCUGGAAAGCCAAAGGAGGAGAAUCCUAUCCAAUGGGGAAUUCAUGGGCAGUUUGGUUCCUCGGUUAGUCGUCCUGUUAUCAUGCGCUCCAAGAACGAGGAUUUGGUGAGCAUUUGUAUCAGAAGAGGAGGUGUUGAUAUGGGUCAAAGUCAUGAUCGUUGGCUCUCAACAAUAUCACAAUCACCAAACGCCAUAUCCAUGUGCUUUGUUCCCAUAACUUCGCUGUUGAGCGGUCUCCCAGGAACAGGGUUUCUUAGUCAUGCAGUGAACUUAUACCUCCGAUAUAAGCCACCGAUAGAGGAGUUGCAUCAGUUUCUUGAAUUUCAACUUCCACGCCAAUGGGCUCCGGUGUAUGGAGAUCUCCCUCUUGGACUACGCCGCAGAAAACAAAGUUCUCCGUCCCUUCAGUUCUCUUUGUUGGGUCCAAAACUAUAUGUCAAUACAUCAAAGGUUGAUUCUGGUGAGCGACCAGUAACUGGACUACGCUUAUUCCUGGAAGGGAAGAAAGGAGAUCAUCUAGCAAUCCACUUGCAACACCUCUCUACAUGCCCUCCAAGUCUCCACCUCUCACACGACGACACCUAUGAACCCAUCGAUGAACCAACCGAUAAAGGAUAUUAUGAAGCUGUGAAAUGGGGGAUCUUCUCACACGUAUGCACCUUCCCGGUUCAAUACAACGGAGCACGGUCUGAUGAUGCAGCAUCUAUUGUGACCAAAGCCUGGUUAGAAGUCAAAGGAAUCGGGAUGAGGAAAGUUCUGUUUUUGAGGCUCGGUUUCUCACGGGUUGCAUCAGCUGUUACACGUAGGUCUGGCUGGGAUAAUCUCUCAUCAAUCUCACGCAAAUCAGGUGUUUUCUCGAUGAUUAGUACAAGACUAAGCGCAGGUUUAAGUCCAAACCCGACAGCAAUGAAGCCACAGUCUAAGAUCGAUAUAAACUCAGCGGUUUAUCCUGGAGGGCCAUCUCCGCCUGUGAAACCGAAGCUGCUUAGUCUUGUAGACAUGAAGGAGGUGGUGAGAGGUCCGGAAGUACCACCUGGAUAUUGGGUUGUGACUGGGGCUAAGCUUUGUGUUAAUGCAGGCAAAAUCUCAAUCAAAGCUAAAUAUUCUCUGCUCACUGUUGUGUCGGAAGAUUCGUUGGUCUGAGAGAUUCAUUCAGUGGACAUAGAAGGGUGUGUAAGUGGGGAGCAAAAGUGGUGUGUCUGUUGGAUUUUUGCAGGUUUUUCAGUUUGUGCUUAGCUUUGAGGUAAUCUCAUCAGGUGUUUUGGGGUUUGUGAAAAUUUUAUUUAUAUGUUUGAUGUAAAUGUUUCAUUGUAUAUUUGAUAAUGUUGAAUUUACUAUUUACAUAUAGAAUAUAUGUUUGUGUAGAGCGGAACAUAGCUUGAUGAAAUGCAACAGUUUUGUGUUUUACAUUCUAA
Molecule: messenger RNA, 2226 nt
Organism: Eutrema salsugineum
Lineage: Eukaryota; Viridiplantae; Streptophyta; Magnoliopsida; Brassicales; Brassicaceae
Product: MACPF domain-containing protein NSL1
Exons: 7
Coding region: 116-1954 (612 amino acids)
Biological process (GO): regulation of salicylic acid mediated signaling pathway; plant-type hypersensitive response
Cellular component (GO): plasma membrane
Source: RefSeq, a predicted model, not a curated record